Molecule: messenger RNA, 1026 nt
Organism: Trypanosoma cruzi
Lineage: Eukaryota; Euglenozoa; Kinetoplastea; Trypanosomatida; Trypanosomatidae
Product: ribosomal protein L11, putative
Exons: 1
Coding region: 1-1026 (341 amino acids)
Biological process (GO): translation
Cellular component (GO): ribosome; mitochondrial large ribosomal subunit
Molecular function (GO): large ribosomal subunit rRNA binding; structural constituent of ribosome
Source: RefSeq, a predicted model, not a curated record
AUGCUCCGCCGAGGCACGGUCUCGCUGUUGAGGGCCCGGCCGAAGACCGUUAACUUUGAGCCGGGCUCGAACCGCAUGCCGGAUGCCGCUGUGAUGGCGAAGGCAAAGGACAUCUUCGCGGUGCCGGAGUUCCCUGGGAAGCGGGUGCUGCACAACUGGCGCUUCUUCAUCAAGGCGGGGAAGGCGGCCACUGGCCCGCCGGUGGGGCAGGAGUUCUCGAAGCUCGGCCUGAAGGCCAUGGAUUUUGCAAAGUCCUUUAACGAUCGCACGAAGCCGCACUUCAAGGACGACGUGGAGCUCAUCGUACGCAUUCAGGUGUACUUUGACAAGUCGUACCUGUACACCAUCGAGCCGCCGCCCACGGCUUGGUUUAUUCUGCGGGCCCUGCGGAAGAAGCGCCGUGAGACCGGCCCGGUGCCGAUUCGCGGACACUACUGCGCCCUAAUGACGCUGGAGAUGGCGUACGAGAUAGCGAAGAUGAAGCCGAGGAGUUGGGGAAGGCCGGAGUACCCACUCAUUGAGACGCGCGUGCGUCGAGUGGUGGGGCAGGCGCGCCGCAUGGGCGUGUGUUUUGUCGGCGUCGACACGCCGCACAGCUCUCCCGUGAAGGGCGUGACGGAGAAGCAGUACGCGGAGGAGAGCGAGAGGUACCGUGCGAUGCACAUGGAGCAGUACGAGGCGUUGCGGCAGCGGGAGCUGGAGGAGGCACCGCUGAUCGAGCGGCUGCACCGCCCGAAUUUUGCCCCGCUUAGCGAGGCGCAGAUUGAGGAGGGGCUGAAGGAGCCCGGUCUCUUCCACGCCCUGUGGCAGGCGAGCCACCCGAAGAGCCCGUACCACAGGGACCUCAGGCAGCGCGAGAUGGCGCGGCGGUACCUCAACGCCAGGGGCUGGGUGAAGGACAUGACGCUGGACGAGAUGCAGGUGGUGUUCAUGAACUACCGACUCCCCGAGAUUGAGCGUGGGCACCAGAUGGACGAGGGAGGGAUGGAGGGCCAGGUGUACUGGACGCGGGACGGUGCACAGUAG